Molecule: messenger RNA, 1563 nt
Organism: Paraphaeosphaeria sporulosa
Lineage: Eukaryota; Fungi; Ascomycota; Dothideomycetes; Pleosporales; Didymosphaeriaceae
Exons: 3
Coding region: 210-1085 (291 amino acids)
Source: RefSeq, a predicted model, not a curated record
UCUCUGACGCGCUAUCCACCUUUAGCUGAGAGUGGUUACAACAAGAACGAUGCCAUGUUGCUCAGCCCAUUCUGGCUCGGUCGCUAAUAAGACCGUAUUGUACCCGCCGUAUCGUGCCUUCGAUGCCGUCUAUUUCGAUGCGUUCAUCGCGAUCUCAAGAACUACCUACCACGAUUCUUGUGUGAAUGCUCGCUACCUCGAUCACGACAAUGGGCAGAAAUCAUCAUGUCUCCCUCUUCGUAGUUCUAUUAGGCCUCUCGCAACUCGAUUCUACUGUAGCCGCAUCCAAGAAAUGCUUCGACGGCAGCGGCGACCAGACGCACCAGCUCCCGUGCACCUCCGAUUCGCAAGCCGACGGCAUAUGCUGCGACGCGGGGGACAUUUGUCUGAGCAACGGGCUGUGCAAAUACGGACCCAGUGCAGCAGGCCGGAAUGCGUCGAUUGAUGUCGAUACAUAUCAACCUGGCUGCACUGAUCAGAACUGGGAUACCGAGAAUUGUUUUUCAGGGUGCAACAGUCUGAAAGAACCCCUCGUGCAAAGCUGCUACGACAACCGGUACUGCUGCUAUGGCGCCAGUGGCUGCGACUGCUCGAAAACCUCCCUCUUCGAACUCGAUGCCGCGACCUUCGUCACCACUUUACCGCUCAGCUCGGCCACCGCGACGGGUAGCCCAGCCAGCAAUUCGGCAACGCCGACAACCUCCUCGGCGCAUCCGUCUACGGCUACCGCGUCGUCUAGUUCUUCUUCUUCUUCUUCGUCGUCGUCGUCGUCAUCGUCGUCGCCUUCAUCCUCAUCACAUCUCAGCACAGCAGUUGGCGCAGGCGUCGGCGUCGGCCUCGCCGUCGUCAUCCUCGGCGCCCUCUCAGUCUUCCUGUUUCUGCGCCGCAAGAAGAAACGCAGGGCAGCCGAGGGAGCACCCUACCGGAAGGGCCAUCUGAUACCUCUACACGAGGUAGACGGUGACUCGGCGCCCCAGGAAGUCGAGCACAGAAUGGUGCCGCAGGAGCUGGAGGGAGGUGGCGGCGAGCAGAUAAAAUUCAGGAAUGGUCAGGGCCAGCUUACACAGAAGAGUUGGCGCGAAUGAAGAUUGAAUCAUCUGUGGCGGCAAACGAUCUCGAGACCACCGUGCGACAUCACUCCCACUGCUGACAGAACGCCAAUGUAGUCGCAAGCUCCAUUCGAAGACAAGAUCCACGUCUCAUGAACAGAUCGGAAUUGCGAGUGGGUCCUCAUCAUAGUAGUUCAACGAUCAUGGACCAGAAUCAUGGCAAAACCUGCCUUCUUGUGGUGUUCAAGGCCGGAGAGAAACGAAAUCAAGCACGUAGCGCCACCUCGAGAGUUACCUCAUUUGUCUGCUUAUUCAGGCCGAGCUCAAAGCUUCGACAGGAUGGGAGAACUACAAUUCUCACGUACCUAUCGUUCGUGAGGCUUCGUGUGCUUUUGCAAGCCGUGGCAGACCGCCAUUUAGGAGCUCGACGCGGUGCCGAAACAGAUGUACAUAUUGUAAUUGAGUUUCGGACACAAGCUAUCCAUCUCAAGUAAAGAUAAUUGUCAUUACCAGU